Molecule: messenger RNA, 2861 nt
Organism: Vespa velutina
Lineage: Eukaryota; Metazoa; Arthropoda; Insecta; Hymenoptera; Vespidae
Gene: S6kII
Product: ribosomal protein S6 kinase 2 beta
Exons: 13
Coding region: 431-2668 (745 amino acids)
Biological process (GO): protein phosphorylation; intracellular signal transduction
Molecular function (GO): ATP binding; ribosomal protein S6 kinase activity; magnesium ion binding
Source: RefSeq, a predicted model, not a curated record
ACAGGGAGUGGAAAGGAGAGGGGGUUGAAUUCAUUUGCAACAAUGAAAUAUCUUUGUAUGUUUAGUAAUUAAUUAGCGGAUGCAUUUAAUUAAUUCUAACGAACGGAUGGUAGAAGAUUGUAUUUAAAUUAUGUGCUAUCAUUAUCGCUUUUUCUCUAGACGUAGUUUCCGGUUUAAAUCAAGAGUCCCGUCUAAAAGCAUUAGCGUUAAGUCGUUAUCUGUGGUCGAUACUUAUCGCGUCAACUAUAUACAUACAUGCCUUCCUCAGUCUUAACCGCGAAUGUGCGGAAAAUUUUUUUUAGUUGUUUAUACAGAGUAUACAGGGCAAAUAUUAAUUUUUAAUAGCUUACUAAAUGUUGCAACGGAAUAGUGACAUUACUAUAAUUAUUUUGUUUUAUCCUAUACGACCUUGGAAAUAAAUGCAAAUAUAAUGCCUUUAGCGAAUCUGACGGUUCCUUGGACUGAACAACAUGUAAAUGAAAAGCAGGGAUUAGAAAUUCUGUCAGAUGAGAACCAGGAAGAAACAAUGAUUACUCAAGAAAACCUUAUUGAGUCUCGCUCAAAUGGGUGUUCCGAGUCGCAUGAAAUUGAGGUUCGUGAGGUGGUUCGAGAUGGACACGAAAAAGCAGAUCCGUCUCACUUUGAACUAUUAAAAGUACUUGGUCAAGGCUCUUUUGGCAAGGUAUUUUUAGUACGGAAAGUUGUGGGAAAGGAUAACGGCACACUAUAUGCUAUGAAGGUUCUUAAAAAGGCGACUUUAAAAGUCAGAGACAGAGUAAGAACAAAAAUGGAAAGAAAUAUAUUGGUGGAUGUGGAGCAUCCAUUCAUUGUUCGACUACACUAUGCAUUCCAGACAGAGGGCAAACUGUACUUGAUCUUAGACUUCCUAAAGGGUGGUGAUCUUUUUACAAGACUAUCCAAAGAGGUCAUGUUCACGGAAGAGGAUGUAAAAUUUUAUCUUGCUGAACUUGCACUUGCAUUGGAUCAUAUACAUAAACUUGGUAUAAUAUAUCGUGAUUUAAAACCGGAAAACAUUUUAUUGGACACUGAAGGGCAUAUCUCUUUAACUGAUUUUGGAUUAAGUAAACAAUCAUUGGAUAAUUCUAAAGCAUAUUCAUUUUGUGGUACAAUUGAAUAUAUGGCACCGGAAAUCGUUAAUCGAAAAGGGCAUUCUUAUGCUGCGGAUUGGUGGAGCUUUGGUAUACUUUUGUUUGAGAUGUUGACGGGUGCACUUCCAUUCCAAGGUGCGAAUAGAAAGGAAACUAUGACACAAAUAUUAAAAGCAAAGCUUAUCAUGCCUUCUAAUAUCUCAUUGGAAGCCCGUGCAUUAUUACGAGUAUUAUUCAAAAGAAAUCCAGCAAAUAGACUUGGAUCUGGUAGUGUAGAAGAAAUAAAAAACCAUAUCUUUUUUGGAACCAUUGAUUGGGAUGCUCUUUAUAGGAAAGAGAUAAGACCGCCUUUCAAGCCAGCUGUUAGUCAAGAAGAUGAUGCAUUUUAUUUUGAUAGUGAAUUUACGUGUAAAACACCUAAAGAUUCUCCUGCUGUACCUCCUAGCGCAAAUGCUCAUGAAUUGUUUCGUGGCUUUAGCUUUGUUGCACCUUGUUUAUUAGAAGAUCAUACAAAAACUCCAGAGUACAAAAACUGUGAUAGUAUUAGUAAUACUUUCCCAGCUUAUGUCAAUCCUAUUUUAGUAACCGAUGAAUAUGAAUUUAAGCAGGAGAUAGGUAAAGGAACUUAUAGUACCGUUUACCUUGCAGUUCAUAAGGCAACUAAAACUGAAUAUGCUAUUAAGGUGAUUGAAAAAGCAAAACGGGAUCCUUCGGAAGAAAUAGAAAUAUUGUUACGAUACGGAAGGCAUCCACAUAUCGUAUCUCUAAGGACCGUUCAUGAAGACGAUAGACGAGUUUAUCUUGUAUUAGAAUUAUUGCGAGGUGGUGAACUUCUUGAUCGAUUGUUACAAAGACGUAAUUUUACAGAAAGAGAAGCUGCCGAGGUGAUAUAUACAAUUACCAGUGUAGUUCAUUAUUUACAUGAAAAUGGAGUAGUUCAUCGUGAUUUGAAACCAUCAAAUAUAUUGUUUUCAAAACCUGGUGGCGAUCCAAGUACAUUAUGUAUAUGUGAUCUUGGCUUUGCUAAACAAUUACGUGCAGAAAAUGGUUUAUUAAUGACACCAUGUUAUACGGCCAAUUUUGUUGCACCUGAAGUAUUAAAACGGCAAGGAUAUGAUACAGCUUGUGAUAUUUGGUCUUUAGGUGUUUUAUUAUAUAUUAUGUUAGCCGGAUACACCCCUUUCCGAAACAGUCCAGGAGAUAGUGCAACCGAUAUACUUGAUCAUAUUGGACCUGGGUAUAUAGAUGUAGAAAGUGGAGUAUGGUGUCAAAUAUCAAUGGAAGCCAAAGAAUUGGUGAAGAGAAUGUUACACGUUGAUCCUAAUCGUAGGCCUACAGCAGCUUUAAUUUUAAAAUAUCCUUGGAUUGCAAAUCGUCAUCACCUUCCACAAAAAAUGUUACCUGAUAUCAGUACAGAUCCACAUAGUUUAAAGAUGGCCGUUGCAGCGACAUACAAAGCUAUGUCAAAUAGUCCAAGAUUACCUCAUAUUGGGCCUGUUGUUUUGUCAGAAUUAGCCCGUCGUAGAACACAAGGUAAACCAGGUCCUACAGAAAUUUAAAAUUAAAUUUUAAGAUACGUUGAAAAAAAAUGAUAAAAGAAAAAAAAAAGAAGAAAAAAGAAAAAAGAAAAAAAAGAAAAAAAAGAACAAGAAAGAAGAGAGAAAGGAAGGAAUUAAAAAUAUCUAAAAGAAUCUUAAAAGGGCAAAUUUUGACAUGUACAAGCGAGAUAAUUUAAAGUACAAGAAGAAAGAA